Portunus trituberculatus (swimming crab) is the source of this 1206-nucleotide messenger RNA. RefSeq lists its product as uncharacterized. Gene Ontology annotation, biological process: DNA replication, removal of RNA primer. The record is from RefSeq and is a predicted model, not a curated record. Bases 1 to 1206 code for a protein of 401 amino acids. NCBI's taxonomy places the organism in Eukaryota, Metazoa, Arthropoda, Malacostraca, Decapoda, Portunidae. Gene Ontology annotation, molecular function: RNA-DNA hybrid ribonuclease activity; nucleic acid binding. The transcript has a single exon.
AUGACUGACAGGGACGCUAGAGCCCUGGAGACGAUACAAAACGAAGCGCUACGCUAUGUCCUGGGUGCACCAAAGUGGACCAAGACAGAGAAUCUGAGGGCUGAGGCUCAGGUACCUUCACUGGCUGACAGAGUGAAGUACAUGACAGCCAACCUUACUCUCAAGACGUCCGUGAGGGCCGACCAUCCUGACAAUGUCCACGCCUUGCUGCACCGUCAUCAUGAGGAACAUCGAGGAGGAGGAAGGUGGAUCACCAGUGCAGCAGCCGCUCUUUGCGCCCACGGAGUGUCAUGGGAGGAGGUACGCCACGCCUCUGCCACCCAGGCAACCCCCAACAGACCGCCGUGGGAGGAGCCACCUCUUUGCACAACUGUCAGACUCCCUAGACAGAAAAAGAAGGACCUAAGUAAUGCCGAGCUCCGUCAACAAGGCCUCCAAGCUGUAUAUGAAGGCUGGCGACCACAGACAGCAGCCUACUUCACCGAUGGCUCCUCUGAUCCACAGACCGGCAAGUCAGGUGCCGCCUUUGUGUGCGUGGCGAGAGGAGAAGGCACACAAGGAGGCGACACUACCACGACCACCUUGGCUGCGCGCACCACAGAUCACUCGUCGUCCACCCAAACGGAGCUCGCUGCAAUACACAUGGCACUUGAACACGCCCACACCUCACACACUUUACAUGUGCUCAUCAACACAGACUCCAUGACAGCCAUACACUCCUUACGCACACAACACGGCGAAAACCAACACCUGACACACGCCAUACACACAGCGGCCAGAACCCUCCACAACAGCGGCAGACUCGUCACCAUCAACUGGAUACCAUCACACGUGGGCAUCAGAAACAAUGAGAGGGCCGACACGCUGGCCAAGCAAGGCGCCCACCUCCCAUUGGUGACCAUCAACAUACCCCGGAGCUUACGUCAACUUCAAGGCAAAAUAAGACAUAGCGCGGUGCUCCAGAGACGGAGGCAGGAGCGAGAGGCACAGGCAGGAGACAGCAUCAGCGCCCGGUGGUAUGCAGAGGUGGCGGCGGCGAGGCCCUGUCAAACAGAUCAGGGAGAGAGCAAGAGAAUGGAAGUUGUCAGGUCCAGGAUACGGCUUGGAUACCAGUACGGAUGGCAACUUGGCAUCGCGGCGACCGACGAGCAAAAGCAGUGUCGCCUGUGUAGAGUGCGUGACGGACACACCCUCCAGCAUUAUUAA